AAAGUGCCACGGUGGCAGUGGUGGCGGCCGCGCGGCCGAGUGCCUCCGGCCCUGCCAGCCUCGCAACCGUAACCUGUAAUCCCGACCCGAGGGACGCCCGCCUGGGAGGCCCAGCCCGCCUCUCCCUGCGGCCGCUGGUUAGCUCCGACCCCGAAUCACCCGGCUCACCCGCGGGUUGCAGCACCUGCCGGAUGUGGGGAGGAAGGAGUAGGCCAGAUGAGGGAAGGCAGAUGUAGGCGUCCAGUCUGUCAGCGCCUCGGUGGGGGAGCUGGGUGGGCAAGCCUGCAGUCGCUCCCCGGAACCAGCCCUGGGCUGCGGGGAGGCGAAGUUGGUUGGUCCUGCCCUCCAGGGGCGCCCCGACAUCGACGUAAAAUGACUUGGCAGCAGAGCUCCUGCCGCUUCCCCCUUAUGCAGCUGCCCUCGCCGACGCCAGGGACUGUAAAGGCAGAUGGGACAGGGCCUAGCCGUUCAGCCAACACUUUGAGCUUCCCAGCCAAACUCCUACCCCCACUCCCCGCCUCUGGUCCUCACCCCCUUCCUCUCUCCUAGCCUCGGUGUCUGGUUACGGCUCCUCUGCUCGCACUGUGACUUUGGGCCAGGCUGGGGGAAAUGACCCGGGAGGGUCCCGUGUGGCUACAUAAAAUUGGCAGCCUUAGAACCAGUGGGAAGGCGGGUGCGCUAAAUCGAGGGGCGGAGAGAGGGGGCGGAGGAGCUGUUUUCUGAAUCCGAGUCCGUGGGCUCUCUCAGAAGUCCUCAGGCCGGAGCAGAGGUGGCUGGCGGGCCCGGCUGACUGCGCCCCUGCUUUAUUUCCAUAACCUUUUCUUUCGGACUCGAAUCACGGCUGCUGCGAAGGGCCUAGUCCCGGACACUAGGGUGCCACGAACGCGCUGAUGCCCCGAGUGCUCGCAGGGCUUCCCGCUAACCAUGCCGCCGCCGCCCGCAGCUGCCUUGGCGCUGUCUGUGCUCCUGCUACUGCUGAUGGUGCGGACGCCGCUCCCGACCGGCGCAAGGCCGUCGUCAGGCCCAGAUUACCUGCGGCGCGGCUGGCUGCGGCUGCUAGCGGAGGGCGAGGGCUGCGCUCCCUGCCGGCCAGAAGAGUGCGCCGCGCCGCGGGGUUGCCUGGCGGGCUGGGUGCGCGACGCGUGCGGCUGCUGCUGGGAAUGCGCCAACCUCGAGGGCCAGCUCUGCGACCUGGACCCCAGUGCUCACUUCUACGGGCACUGCGGCGAGCAGCUUGAGUGCCGGCUGGACACAGGCGGCGACCUGAGCCGCGGAGAGGUGCCAGAACCGCUGUGUGCCUGUCGCUCGCAGAGCCCGCUCUGUGGGUCCGACGGUCACACCUACGCCCAGAUCUGCCGCCUGCAGGAGGCGGCCCGCGCUCGGCCCGCUGCCAACCUCACUGUGGCACACCCGGGGCCCUGCGAAUCGGGGCCCCAGAUCGUAUCACAUCCAUAUGACACUUGGAAUGUGACAGGGCAGGAUGUGAUCUUUGGCUGUGAGGUGUUUGCCUACCCCAUGGCCUCCAUCGAGUGGAGGAAGGAUGGCUUGGACAUCCAGCUGCCAGGGGAUGACCCCCACAUCUCCGUGCAGUUUAGGGGUGGACCCCAGAGGUUUGAGGUGACUGGCUGGCUGCAGAUCCAGGCUGUGCGUCCCAGCGAUGAGGGCACCUACCGCUGCCUUGCCCGCAAUGCGCUGGGUCAGGUGGAGGCCCCUGCUAGCUUGACAGUGCUCACACCUGACCAGCUGAAUUCUACAGGCAUCCCCCAGCUGCGAUCACUAAACCUGGUUCCUGAGGAGGAAACUGAGAGUCAAGAGAGUGACGAUUACUACUAGCUCUGGCCCAUGGGGGUGGGUGAGCAGCUAUAGUGUUCAUCCCUGCUCUUGAAAAGACCUGGAAAGGGGAGCAGAUUCCCUUCAUGGACUGCUUUCAUGGGGAUGAUCAUGGGAGGCCUAUUUAACUCCAAGGUAGCAGGGUGGUAGGGGAGAGACAAAAGCUGGAGGAGGUUAGGGAGAGAGGCUGAGACCAAGACCAGUGGGGUAUAAAGGGGCCCAUGCAGGAGAUGCCCUGGCCAGUAGGACCUCCAACAGGUUGUUCCCCAGGCUGGGAUGGGGGCCAGAGCAGACACGGAGGUGGAGGCACCAGGAUUCUCCACUUCAUCCAGCCCUGCUCCGCCACACUUCUAACUGCCCUUCCUCCCAGGCCCUGGUUCUUGCUAUUUCCUGGUCCCCAAAGUUUACCUAGCUUGUUUGCCCUUUCCCCAAACUCAUCUUCCAGAACUUUUCCCUCUCUCCUAAGCCCCAGUUGCACCUACUGACUGCAAGUCCCCUUUGCUGUCUGCCCUCUUUUGCACAAGAGAGAGCACAGCAGAGCGUGGCUUAGUUCAGUGCAGAGAGAUGGGUGAGGCCAGCUCCAGAUCUUAUACCGCUCUGUACUGGACAAAACCUAGCACAGGGCUAGGCACCAAUAAAGAUUUCUAAUGAUGCACAGACAGAUGCACAGACAGUUUAUGCGGAUGUGCACAUGAAAACUGAAUAUCCUUGGGAGGCCUCCCACACUAACAGAACUCUGGCUUCUAGAAGCUGCAGGGCCUGCUCUCUAAGCACAUGCCUGCCAGAUGUACAGAGAGAAGGUUUGAACUUGGGCCUAUCCUGCCUUUGAGGGAGGGAGGCUGGAGCCAUUUGAUUGGAGGGAAGUUAUCUUCCCGGUAUGCCCUCCAUUGGGGCUGGUAUACAUUACCUGCUUCUGUGCUCAUCUUACUCCAAACCCUUUCCCAGGCCAGAAUGGGGAAUCAGGCCUAUGUGGGUAGGCCCCCAAAAUGAAUGCAUAGAGAGAGGAGGGUAGAAGUUUGGUCACCUGUGUGGUCCAUACUCUUCCCCAGCUCCCAUAGGAAUCUACCCUUUUCCUGCAGAAGCCAGAGCCAUGGUAAGCCUGUUUCCUAUCUGCCCCAAUUGUGACCUGUCCUCUCUGGCUUGGGGUCCCCAAAUCUCUUUCCUCAUUCUCCUUACCUAGCUCAGGGACACUGGUGAGACUCAAUGUUUAUUUAAUGAUUGACGGAGAGAAUGAAAGCACAAGUCAGCGAGGCCGAGACACUGCGUGUGGAUGGCGACAGCCUCCUACACGCCAGCGCUCCACCCAGAUCCUGGCGCCACUGCGGGAGGGCCUGCCCUUGGCUCAGCGUCAGAAUUUGUCCUCUGGGGCCCAACGCAGGGAGCCUGGCCUCAUGGGAGGGGCGUGGUCCGGAACUCCAACCCCAGGGCCUGCUUGGCCGCCCCUCCCGCGGCUACGCACGACUCCAUCUACUGCUGCCUUGCCCCGGGUCCUUAAGCCAGCGACAGUGUUUAUUGCCGAACCCAGGCUGGAGCCGGGCGGCCCCAGGAGCCGCGCACAACAGCGCAAGCGGGUUGGAUACUGGGAGCCGAUUCCAGGGCGCCCACAGAAGCAGAAUCAGAGGGGUAGGCGAGGGUGGGGCGUGCUGUUCGGCACCGUGGCCAAAAUCCACUCGGCGCUGAAAGAGGGAACUUGGGUGUGAGUCCCAGCAUCGGCCAGGGAAUCCGCCCCUAGCUUGUUCUUCGCCCAGCUGGGCUCCAAGGCGCCCUCUGCGGGUCCAUAGCCCCUACCGCGUCCACCUGCAGAGCAGAGGCUCCUCACCAAAAGCCCACCCCACCAGAGAGGGUCACGCAGGUCCCGGGGAAUCCGUACUCCUUGAUCGCGUUAGCCGACUUUGUAGGUGUUCAGGAGCAGCCUCCCAGCAGCCUCAGUUUUCCCUUCCGCCGCCCUGCUGGUUCAAGCCCCACAUCCUGGAAUGGGAGAACUGUUGUCCACCGCCCCCUCCCUCCCCGCACCCCGCCUCUGCUGCAGCGGACCCGCUUUAAUAACGUCGCUGGAAAGUGACACGCGAUUUAUUAUUAAAGUAAUGCGGGCGCGGGGACGGGAAAGGUUUAAUAAACGUGCUGAGAUGCCGAGGAUUAUUCACCGCAAAUAAAUGAGAGCGCGGGCGGCGUUUUAAUAAAUAAUUUCCCGCUGCUCCCGGGGGAAGGGAGGGGAGGGGAAGGGAGGAGGAGGGGGAGGCUGAGCCGCUGCCAGAACUCCCGGUUUCGCCUCCCCACGGGCUUCCAAGCCAUCCCCGGUUUCGUGUCCUAGGUUGCUCACACCCGAGAUCUGAGGUUCCAGGAGCGCCGACCCAGAGUUGCCCAGGCCUGAAAGCGGGAGAGGCUCAGUCACACCCUACAUUCCCCCACCUCCGAGAUUUUAAGUAUAGUCCGCUUGAAAUCCCUGGAAUGCUCUUUCUUCUGGCUCCUACCCAGAGAUCUGGAGUCCGGACCAACCGGGGCAGGAAGGGUCCGUCGGACCAGCCCCUCCCAAGCCGAGGCUUCCAGGUCUCAGCCGGGCUCUUCUUCUUGCUUUUAGCUGAGCCGAGCUGGGCAUGCCUCUCUCCUCCAUCUAGGGCAGGGUGUGAAGCGGAAGCCAGAGGGGGCUGUCUGAAAAUGACCUUGAUCCCCUCCUCGGGCUGUCGUGAGGAGGAGAGCCGCUUCGCCUGGCUGCUCGUCAUCGCUAAGGCUCCAAAGAAUGGUUGCGCAGCCGUGUUGGUAUAACCGAGGGUGUCCUGGAGAAGCCCAGCCCCUGGCGCUCUGGUGACCUGGGGGGUCGAUGUACGGACUGGGCAGAACUGAGCCCGAAGCCGGAGAGCGCCCCUGAAAAAGAAGCCUGGAAGCCCGAGAGAUGAACCCGACUCAGAGAGGGCAAAGACUGCAGACCUUGGGGACCGAGGACACGCUCACCACGAUGGUGGGGGCUGGGAGGAGGGUGCGGGCGGUGGCGUGCGGGGAAUCGCCUGGGGAAUCGCUCUGCAAGUUUUGUGCCUUAGCGGAAAGAGGCGACAUCUCUGGCAACUUGGGAGUACAGGAAGUGGCGAAGGAGUGCCAUCUGGUGGAUCAUUCUGGUAGUGACACUCAGACCUGGGCCAGGGACCUCGAGACAGUUUACUUAACUGGAAAAAUCUGAGUAAAAAAAUAGAUGCUUCAA
Messenger RNA from Macaca mulatta (Rhesus monkey), 5023 nucleotides. The record is from RefSeq and is a predicted model, not a curated record. NCBI's taxonomy places the organism in Eukaryota, Metazoa, Chordata, Mammalia, Primates, Cercopithecidae.